UAUAGGUUUUUUAUUCAAAUAAAACAUUGUAAAUAAUAUUAAAUUAAACAAGAUUAACAAUAAAAAAUUAAAUAAAAGAUUUACUUAAUUUUAUAAUGAAUAAAAAAAGCGAAAAAGUAAUGCCAGGUGAUGGUUUACGAUCUUUAAAAAGUACAAUAUUAUUUCGUACAAUUAAUUAUGAAUUAUAUAUUAAACCGAAUAAAAUAAUAAUGAUUUUUGGAACCAUUGCAAUGUUUGGUUGUGUAGGGUAUAUUGUUUAUAUGCAACAUAAUUCUAAUAAUAAAAAAUACUAUUCUGUAAUUAAUUCUAAUGGAACAAUUGAUUUUAAAAAGAAAAUAUCAAAAUGGACAAUGUAAUUUACAUAUUUUUUU
Molecule: messenger RNA, 371 nt
Organism: Apis dorsata (giant honeybee)
Lineage: Eukaryota; Metazoa; Arthropoda; Insecta; Hymenoptera; Apidae
Product: small integral membrane protein 8
Exons: 2
Coding region: 96-356 (86 amino acids)
Source: RefSeq, a predicted model, not a curated record